ACACAUAGAUACACAUACAUCCCUAUACACAAAAAGAGAGAGAAAGGCAGAGACAAAGACUCGGAUCGCAGCACCGUUCCCACCCUUCCAGAAACGACAGCAUGCCACCCCAGGAUCCUUCCGACCGCGCCACUGCUUUGGAUUCGGUGGCCUCGGGGACCAGCGGCGAGCCCGACCGCGAACGCAUGGAUUCCUGCCCGGACACGGGCGGGCGCUUGCUCCUCCCGGGAGAUCUCGAGCGCCUGGAAUCCCGGCGGGCCCUCGGCCCCGAGGGGGCCCGCCUCCUGGCGGAGCGGAGGAGGUCCUUUCUGGUGGAGUUUUCGGAGAUGAGGGGGCCCCCGCAGAUCGCCCUGCUCAUGGCCCUCCUGGCGAUCGGCUUUGGAUCGACGAUCGGGGUCACCCCCGCGGUCAUGGCGGACCGGUUCGCCAGGCUGCACCACGGGUACAACGGAACGGUCCCCUGCGACGGCUUUGCUUCGCUGGACGGAGACGGAGAAGGGAGCAACGUCGAUGCGGACGACCCUUCGGUUCCGCUCUUUGCCACAAAGCCCGAGGCCUGCUUCCUGGGCGGAUCGGACGCCCAGGCGGCGGCCUCCGUUUCCAACCUGGUCAACAACGUCCUGACCUUUCUGACGUCCUCCCUGGUGGGAUCGCUCUCGGACGAGCUCGGGCGAAAAGGUGGGUAGCGCGGUUGCGGUUGGGACACUCCGCUGCAUUGCAUGGAUUGCAUUGCAUGGAUUGCAUUGCAUGGAUUGCAUUGAGUAUGCACUGGCAUUGCACUGGCAUUUGAUGUGAUGUGAUGUGAUGUGAUGUGAUGUGAUGUGAUGUGAUGUGAUGUGAUGGGAUGUGAUGUGAUGUGAUGUGACGCGUUUCAUUAUUAUUUGAGUCCUUUGUUGGUUUGCAAGCGCUGCUCUUGCGUGCCGACGUCUUCAUGAGUCGACUCUCACCUUUGUUUCCUUUCGCCCGCUUCCAACCUCCACGGUUGAAAUCACGUUCUCACGCAAUCCGAUCUACCAAAAAAACACGAAACAAUCGACACCACGACACCACCAUAUACAAAUCACAACGAUGAAACAACCACAACCUCAACCAGGCCCCCUCCUGAUCGGCCUCGUCAUGGCCAUGAUGCCCUCCCUCUUUCUCUACGUCAUCUUACACGUUCCCACCAUGAGCCCCUGGUGGUAUUACGCUACCAGUGCCUCCACGGGGUUGAUUCCCUGGAUGGCCAUUGCGCUCAGCGCACUCAACGACGUCCUCCCGCAGGAAUUCCGAGCCGCCGGGACGGGCCUCCUUUUUGCGGGCUUUUUGCUGGGGAUCUCCCUGAGCCCGACGCUCGGGUUGCUCCUGGAGCGGAAGACGCUCUGCCUGGUGAGUUUUGCGGUCAUCGGGGUGGGCUUUCUAAUGACGGCUUUCUGGAUCCCGGAAACCCUGCCGGCGGACGUAGCGGAGCAGGCCAGGAAGCGGAGGAAAGAGGCGGAUGCCAUCGACAACGAGCGGGACGGAGAGCGGCUAGAGGAAUCCCUGCGGUCGCCCUCCGACGGUCUGUCGAGGUACCUGCGUGUCGUUUAUUACGGGUCCCGCCCCGCCCGGCUGCUCCGGAGAUUUCUGGUGCGGCCCUUUUUGGAAAUGUCCAUCAUCAACCGGAACAGCUUCUUCCGUCUGAUCUCGGCGCUGGCCCUCUUCACCGGGAUGGUCCAGAGCGGAGACCAGGUACUCUUGAUCUAUUACCUCGAGGACCAGCUCGAUUUUGACCAGAAAGACGUCAGCAUCAUGUUCCUCAUCAUCGGAGUCUGCGGAAUCCUCGUCCAGGUAUUUGUUAUGAAGCCACUCAACGAUGCGGUGGGCGAAAAAAUGGUGGUGGUCAUCUCCUUUGCCGCGGGGGCGAUCGACAAUUUCAUGUACGGGAUCGCCCACCGCAAGUCGACCGUCUUUACCGCUCUCGUCGUCUCGAGCCUGGCCACCAUGUCCUUCCCGACCAUCUCGGCCAUCAAAGCCAACAACGUCGUCGACAGCGAGCAGGGCCGGAUCCAGGGGGCCCUCUGGAGCGUCAAGGCACUGGCGUCCGGGGUCGGCCCCGUGUUCCUGCAGUGGGUGUACUCCCGCACCAAGAACGACGGCUGGUUCGGCCCGGGAACCAUGUUCUUGGUGGCCGGGGGGCUCUUUCUCGUGGCCGUGGGUCUGGCCCUGGCCCUCCCCAACGACAAGACCAACACGAGCUCCAGGCACGGUGGGGGUGGCUCGCCUGCUUCGGAAGCCCUCGUCCAGGCCGGACAGCUCGACGAAUACCGGCGGCUGGCGGCCAGCGAUUCUUCCUCCUUCGAGGACGACGGCGACGAGGAAGAAGAAGACACGAGCACAUACGGGAGCCUGUAACGGGAACGAUGGUGCGAGACGCGAGACGCGAGAGAAUUUACGGCAA
Pseudo-nitzschia multistriata is the source of this 2419-nucleotide messenger RNA. The record is from the annotation of a GenBank genome assembly. Lineage: Eukaryota; Bacillariophyta; Bacillariophyceae; Bacillariales; Bacillariaceae.